This is a messenger RNA of Symbiodinium natans, 1500 nucleotides long. Lineage: Eukaryota; Dinophyceae; Suessiales; Symbiodiniaceae. The record is from the annotation of a GenBank genome assembly.
AUGGCGGCCCUGACGCCUGAGGAGCUGGCUGUGGCCAUGGACUAUCCAGGUCGGGACUUCCAUGCGCUCGUCGCCGCUGCGCUGCCGAGGCAAGCAGAGGUAUGGGAGCCCAUGAGGACAGGAAGCUCAACAGCUAGUAAGCUCUGGCUCUCGGGCGAAGACGCCGAAGCCGAAGCAGAUGAAGUCCCACUGCACGAAGUGCUGAGCCAGGCGGAGGUGCCCGGACCCGUCGGGGACCUUCCGAGCAUGAAGGGCCUCGUGUCCGCGGCGCGGCUCCUGACCCAGGCCAAGGUUGCCGGAGGAGCCUCCGGCGAGAUUUCCGAUACCUUCGCCUUGUCCGCGCUGUCUCUUCUGGGCGGAAAGGCCCUGCGCGAGCUGAACGAAAGCUGCGCCAAGAACGAGACCAAGGGCUGGGCCGCAUCCCUGCUCCGCAGUGCGGCGGGCGCCUUCCGCGCACUGCCGGCGGAGCGCUCCGUGGUCUUCCGAACGGUGCGACUGUCGGGGGAGUCCCUGGCAGCCUAUAGGCCGGCCGGUAAAGAAGGCGUCAGGGGCGAUGAGUGGUGUUCAGGAUGUGGCGCGUUGGGUGUAGGAGAGCAUGGGUCGUGCUUGCCACUCAUGCGAGGAAACUACGAUCACCCCGUGAUUGUGACCUUCGAAACCUUCGGAGCAAUCGACACGGAGUUCCCAGGCGUUUUCCAGGAAGACGCCUGGAAGAAGUCCAGCGAGGUACAAUACCGGGCGAUGCGCGACAGCGUCAGCCUCUUGCGGCCCAUCCAACUCGGCAUCGCAGUCGGCUCUCCCUGUGGAGCUGUUCGGGGCGUGUGGACCUUUAACCUCCGCUUCGACCUGAGUACUGAUUUGCACCGGGAAUCUGCCGUUCGCUUCUUGACGGAGGCCGGUGUAAACUUCGAGCAGCACGCCAAGGAUGGCAUCAACCCACAUGUCUUGGGCAACGCCCUCCGGGCCUCGUUCUCGCAGGCUACCUGGCUCACCUUCGCGGGGCUCUACGAUCUGGGCUACCUGCUCCUACUCUCCCUCGGGGGCAGUCUGCCCGAGGCGCGUGACGAGUUUCAAGAGAUGCUCUUGGCGAGCAGCGCCGGAAAUGUGGAUCUUCGUGAUUGGCUUCCCUUCGGGUCCUUGAGUCACCUUGCCCGAGAGCACGGGGUGCCGCGGCAGGGCCUUGCGCACACGGCCGGCAGCGAUGCACUCCUCACCCUGCAGCUCUUUCAGAGUCUGCAAGGCCACAGUUCCGACGAAGACCUGUCCCAAGAGGAGGGCAUUCAUGGACCUCGGGCGGGAGUAUGGACUGAGAGUCAAGGAGGCUUUGAAUCGCUCCCGGCCUCGCGACCCUUGCCGCCCUUCGAGUGGGGCCGAGCGGCACGCGGCAUUCUGAAGGCCCCGCAGCCCGUCCCUCCGCGUGAGAGCGUGGCCCCUGCAUCCUGUUGGGGCCCAGCCGCGCGCUCCGCUGUGGAGUCUCGGCUCAGCACCUGCUGUGCCUGA